Molecule: messenger RNA, 2757 nt
Organism: Ceutorhynchus assimilis (cabbage seed weevil)
Lineage: Eukaryota; Metazoa; Arthropoda; Insecta; Coleoptera; Curculionidae
Source: the annotation of a GenBank genome assembly
AUGAAAUCCAUCGGGGCUCUGAAUUUGUUGCGUUUAAUGGAAAAGCAAAAAGAAGACAAUCAGCAGUUGAUGCGUGAAAUAGUGAAAGAAGUUUCGUUGGAAGUGGAAAGGCUGAAGAUCCAAUUGGAUUCUCUACAGAAAACUGAAAGGCAACAAAGCUACGCUGUGCCUCACGACUUAGAAAAAUACCGCGUCAAAACUGCCACAUCCACGCCGACAAAAGACGGCGAUAAAGUUGAUCCCAACUUUUCCACCAUCAGCGAAGUGGAGCAACCGAGUAUGUGCCAAAGAACCCGCAUAGAUGAAACAGUAGGUGCAAAAUCGCCAAUAAAAAAGAGACGAAAAGCUGAGGAUUUAGUGGAAUUGAUUUCGAUGAAAAAAGUUAUGGGGGCUGGACAUUUUUUAGAUGGUUGUUCGAUUUUUAUGGUCGGUUUUAGUCCAACUAGGCGAGACAAGCUUAAUAAAAUCAUAAAUAUGAGUGGGGCAACUCGUUACGAUGAUUUUUCUGAUAGUGUUACACAUGUAAUUGUCGGAAACUCAAUUGAAUUGAGUAAAAUAAAAGAAAACUUUGCAGGUGGAUGUCAUUUGGUUACACUCCAAUGGCUUUUGGAUUCAGUAGACGAGCAAAAACCUGCUCAAGAAAAUAAUUAUCGUGUUUUGGAUUUAGAAACAACUGAUGGUAAUUUGACUCAAGAAGUUGUUAAUCUUUUUACGGAGGAAAAAACAACUGAUGUUGAAAAUGAAGAUGCAUUAACCCAAAAAUAUUUAAAAACAAUCGAAAAUGUAGAAGUGGAAGAUACUUUAGCUAAAAUGUUAGAAAAUCAAUCAGAAAUUUUCAAAAUGCACUCAUUUCAGCCUCAAAAUACUUCAACGCAAAUUUCCCAAGCCACCACAGAUUUAUCGGAAAGUAGCAUGCAAAUAAAUAUUUUUGAAGGUUUGAAGUUUACUUUGCAAGACUUCGACAAAGAAAGUUAUCAAGAAAACAAAAACCUUAUUAAAUCUGUUGGAGGAAUUAUCAGUAAUAAUAAUUGUGAUUAUGCAAUAGUUCCAAUUAUUUACAAUUCAAAAGAGUUUUCAGCAACAAAAAUUGUAAACGAACUAUGGCUUCAUGAAAAUAUCCAAACAGGCACUUUAAUUAGUGAUUUACAAUAUUAUCACCAACCAUUUACCGCACCUACAACAAGUUUUCUUUCUGGAUGUGUAAUUACACUAAGCGUUUAUGCAAAUUAUGAAAGAGAAUUCUUAAAAUCCCUUAUAGUAGGCUUUGGUGGAAUAUUCCAAGAACAAUUUACCAGAAAAACCAACGAAGCCAAAAACCUCAUUGCAUCAACUCACCUAAUAAUCCCUGAAGCGAGUGGAAAAAAAUACGAAGCGGCCUUAAAAUGGAACUUACCUGUCAUAACCAAAGACUGGCUAUUAGCUUGCGUUAAAGCAAACAAAAAAUUACCCUACAAAAAUUACUCUCUUGAUGAUGAUACUUUGACGUCAGAACAUGAAAAUCCCAAAACCCCAACUUCAAAUUUCAAGCCUUCCAGUCAAGUUACUCCAAUAAACAAAAUACUACAAGAUGCAAUUAAUUGUAAAGUAUUGCCGACGCCGCCUAGUCCGAAACAAUAUUUUCCGUGGGAUCCGAAAACGCCCGAUACGCCGCUGGGUUGGUUUAUCAGGCCGAAUCCGUCGCCGGCAUUAAGGAAAGAGAUGCAGAAAUAUGUGAAUUCGUUUCCGGAUUUUGUGCCGCCCAAACGACGGGAUAGUACGCCGCUGAGUGAGCUCAAGAAAAGGCUGCUGGAUAAAGCUUCACUUGAAACUAAUAUCAAUUUCUUGUUAGGUCGUGGCGAAUAUAGUGAAACUUCCAAGACCAAUGACGAAAUCGAAGCCCAAAAACUUCUUCCCCAAAGACUAUCAUUCGAAGACAACAACAAACCUACCGAAGACAACACAUCCCUGCACCAAAAACUGCAAAAUUUACAAAAAAUGGUUCAGGGCAGCGCCAAUAACACCCCUCGAAGAUCCACAUGGAUUGAGGCCUCUUCAUCAGAACCUUUGGGAAACGAAAACAUUCAAUCCCAAGUGUGCACAGUAAAUUGGGAUUAUGAAGAAGAAAAAAUACAAAACCCAUCCAAGAAAUUUUUUCUAUUAUCAGGAAUAAACCAGACAGAAAAAUUAACUGGAUGGAUAAAAUCAUUAGGUGCUCAAUAUUCGAAUGCCAGAGAACACAUCUCAACUGCAACCCAUUUAAUUUGCCUCAAACCUGGAAGAAACGAAAAAACCCUUUGCUUUAUGGCCGCAGGCAAGUGGAUCUUGCACAUGUCUUAUUUAGAAAAAUCAGCAGAAGCUGGACAUUUUCUUGAUGAAGAAGAGUUCGAAUUUGGGAAUCCCAAAGCCAAGAAAAAUGGCAUUUACGAGGAAAAAGACAAUUGUAUUUUCUAUUGGCGCAAGGAAAUUAAAACCAGAGGUUAUGGGGCUUUUAACGACAUGCGGGCAAUUAUAAUUGCGGAAAAAAAAGAAUUAUUGGCAAAUGUUGUGCAAUCUGGAGGAGGCGCUGUUGUUAAUGUUGAGCCUCCUUUUAAUGAUUCCAUUCAUGCAACUCAUUGUCUUAUGGAGAUUAAAUCGGUUGAUGAUUUUUCUCAAUUUGUACCUUUGGUUAAACAAGGGAUUAAAUGUGUGAACACUAUUUAUGUAAAUGAUUUUUUGUGGAAGAAGUUCCAGAACGAUCUCGAUUGUAUUGUACCGUAUUUUGCGAAGUAUUAUAAGUAA